This is a messenger RNA of Humulus lupulus (European hop), 2452 nucleotides long. RefSeq names its product protein root UVB sensitive 3. The transcript has 11 exons. NCBI's taxonomy places the organism in Eukaryota, Viridiplantae, Streptophyta, Magnoliopsida, Rosales, Cannabaceae. The record is from RefSeq and is a predicted model, not a curated record. The coding region runs from base 1051 to 2226 and encodes 391 amino acids.
CGGUCGUUCCUACUUCGGUGGAGUCUAACUCCGCCAACUCUUCGUUUGUAACGUCCAAAUCCUGUUCUGAUGGGGCUUCAUCGAUUUCUUCAGGUACCAUAAGCACGUUCAUCUCUUUCUGUUUGCAGCGAUGCCCGGGAGUCCACUUAUCGUCAGAGCAAAAACAAAGACCCUUCUCUCUCUUGAGCUGUAUUUGUGCCUCUGUAAUCUCUUGACCUCUACUGCAGGUUUAGAGUAGUUGUUCUUGGCCGGAAUCGGGCUUGAAGUAGUGCCGGAAAACUGCACCAUAGUGCGCCUAAAUUAGUUGACCGUUGGCGAUAUUGAGAGGCAGUCAGCAACUUCUCUUCUAUGUCCUGGGCGAUCUCCAUGGCUCGUCCACAUUUCUUGGCUGCUGAACUCUCAAUUCUGCCCUUAUAGAGGGUGUUAAACCCUUAAUAAAAGUGCCCAACUGAACCUCAAAUGAGAUAUUAUAGAAAGGGGCCAAUAAUCGAAUGAAACUUUUCUUGUAGUCGCUCAUUUAGCCUUCCUACUUUACUGCCAGGAAUUGGACGUACAAAGAUCCCGUUUGAGUAUUCCGGAAGUGGCAUAACACUAAUCUUUUAAGUUCUUCCCAACUCAGAAUGGCCCUUUUUUUUUCUCGUACUGGUCCCAGAAAGAGAGAUGAAGGCUGCCUCAAUCUUCUCACUCUCAUCAUAUUGGUGGCAAGUAAAGUAUCGUUCCGCCUGCAUAAUCCACCCAUCUGGAUUGUCGCCAUCAAAGGUCGACAUGUUCAAUUUCUUGAGGCGUUCAUGGUGGCCAUUAUUGCCGGAAAAGUUUCGUUCUGUCGACUUGCCGUCCGCUGACUUGCUCCCUCUGAAAUUUCUGGUCAUCAGAGCAUUAACGGUUGCUUGGCUGUGAGUCGCUGGGUUUGCAUUCCCUGGUUCUUGAAUUUUUGGACUGUUUGCAACACUUCCUCUAGGUUCUGGCAGCUUUCUUAAUUGUUCUUGGGCCUUCGCGAAGAGUUGAAAUUGUUGCCGAAACUAUUUCUGUAGCUGCUUUCCCAUUUCUUGAAUGGAUUCUUUGACCUCGGACACCUCUGUUUUCAGUGCUGCCAUUUCUUCCUCGAUGGGUGUGGACGAAUCUCCCUUCUCUAUGGUCUUCUUAGUCCCAUGUCCCCACGCUCACCGCACCAAAUUGGGUUCAAAUCUGGAUAGCAAUGCAAAAAUGUGGCGUUUAGUUGCGGAUCUUAUGAAUGAUCUGGGAAUGUUGAUGGACCUGACUUCUCCACUAUUUCCUUCAGCUUUUGUGUUUUUAGUUUGUUUAGGGAGCCUAUCGAGAUCAUUCACUGGUGUUGCAAGUGGAGCAACUAGAGCUGCUUUGACACAACAUUUUGCUCUUCAGAAUAAUGCUGCUGAUAUAUCAGCCAAGGAGGGAAGUCAAGAGACAUUGGCGACGAUGUCUGGUAUGGCAUUGGGUAUGCUUCUAGCCCGCAUCACCAUGGGACACCCACUAGCUAUCUGGUUCUUAUUUUUGUCUCUCACCGUGUUCCACAUGUAUGCAAACUACAAGGCUGUCCAGUGUCUUGCGCUGUCUUCAUUAAACCCUCAAAGGAACUCAAUUAUUUUGCAACAUUUCAUGAAGACUGGCCAAGUUCUCUCCGCUGAACAGGUAUCUAAGAUGGAACAUAUUCUACCUAUCUGGGCAUCUUCAUGGAGUUUAAAAUGUUCAAAACUACUACAUAUGCAAAUAUGCUUAGGAGUGAGGGUCUCUGCACUGAGUCACCCAGAACUGACUGAUCUAUUGCGUAAUGCUGGCUCACAUUAUAGAAAAGCUAAGUACGUACUAGUGGAAAGGAAUGGAAUUAUAAGUGUUAUUAUGCAUAAAGAUUCUACUGCUGAAGACGUCUUGCAGUCUUUUGUUCAUGCUUAUGUGAUGGCAACUCUAAUUGGUAAAACCAGUUCCAUUCAUACCGAAAGUCAGUCAUGGAUUGAUGCAGAGUAUAUACUUUUUCUUCAGAAGGACCAGCUCUCGGGUCAGAUGAUUGGGAGUGCUAAGGAAGUCUCAGGUCUCUAUUAUUUUUUGCAUAAAAAGUCUACGGAUGGGAGCUGCCUUCUUGUGACUGAAUCUUCAUCCUCUCAUAAAAAUAAACUGAAGUUAUCAGGUUGGAAAACAGAGCGUCUUCUGUCCCCCUCAAUCAGUUGGAAGGCAAAUUGGAGCUCUGGGUCUUUAGAUGAGAAGCUUGACUAAGAAAUGUAUCUAGUGCAGCCUUUUAUACAGUUUUUUUUUUCUUCAAUAGAAUGGCCCAAGCAGCCUUCAACUUAUUUUAUGAUAUCGUUACAGAAAAUAAGGCUAUUGUUAACAAUAACACUGCUAGACAACUUUAACACUAUGAUAUGUGACUUGAUUAGGAGUUCCUUCUUGUUUUAGUACAAGGGAUUUUAGCCGAAUGGCAAAAUUUUGGUUCUUCAGAGUA